AUGCUAGCACUCGCCGGCAUGGCAGGACGCGGACGUCAAACGUCGUUGAUGGGCUUGUACUAUCUAGGAUGGCCCAACCAAUGGGUAUGGGCAGACAUCCCUCGAUCUGAACUGCGAGCACCAGCUUGGGACGGGGCUGGGGCCGGAGGCGACACUGGAGCAAGAUACCACUGGAAAGCAAACUCCUUCUCCCCGAUUCGUCAGCGUUCCAUCGAGAUUGCAUUCACGCACGAUCAUUCCAGUAUGGCCAACUGGUGGAAUGACACAGCGUUUUCUCUCGGCGACUCUGGUCCCUACUGGGUGAAAGGAGCACGCGUUGGAUACAAUUCGUCAAGCUCCUUCGGAGAUCUUGGGUGGGUCAAGAACCCUUUCAAGGGCCUCGUUCCCAACCCGUACGCGAUGCCCGAGAUGAAGGAAACGCUGCCCGCUGUGAGUAUGGAAGAUCCUCUGCAGUAUUGGGGAAAGAUCUUUCCGGUGUAUAAGGGAUAUUCGUCCAACCUCUUUGGAAAUUCCAGCGCAGAAGGCGAGGAGGAGGCGGCGGAGGGGGAGGGCGAGGCUCAGCCUGCAGAGCAAGAAGAGGCUUCGCCCGAGGAGGCGCAGGAGGAAGAGAACCUGCCACCAGCACGUGUGUUCGGAAGCGAGAACCCAAUGAUCUUCGGAGACCUCGAGCCUGUGGGUGGAUUUGCGCAUAUUCCGUUGCAAUUCAAACCUGCUCGUUGGUAUCGUCGGAGAUACUCGUCAUUCCGAAAGUUCUAG
This is a messenger RNA of Guillardia theta CCMP2712, 756 nucleotides long. RefSeq lists its product as hypothetical. NCBI's taxonomy places the organism in Eukaryota, Cryptophyceae, Pyrenomonadales, Geminigeraceae. The transcript has 4 exons. The record is from RefSeq and is a predicted model, not a curated record. Bases 1 to 756 code for a protein of 251 amino acids.